GACAAGAAAAGCACCGGAAGGGGAAGCCAGGCUAACAGUUUGCUGAAUUAUUUUAAGCCCAUGUAGAGAAGUGACUGGAACGCACCCCAAAACUUUAGCCAAGAAAUGUCACAAGGCGGUCACAAAAGUACUCUUUGCAUCAUAAGUUGCUCCGCCCCUGCAUCACAUGUACGGCAGCUUUGGAGAAUCCUCCACCACCCGCGUAAUGAACAACAAGGCUGCAGGUCUGAUGGACGCAGGAGCUGCAAACGGACUCGCUGGCUAAGCGGCACCAUGGCCGAGUGGGACUACGACUAUCUGAUCAAGCUGCUGGCACUGGGCGACUCAGGCGUGGGCAAGACCACUUUCCUCUACAGGUACACCGAUAACAAGUUCAGCCGCAAGUUCACCUCCACCGUGGGCAUCGACUUCCGGGAAAAACGGCUGAUGUACACAGGGACAAAUGCUGACGGAGCAACAGAGAAGAACUUCAGAGUCCACCUUCAGCUUUGGGACACAGCUGGACAAGAGAGAUUUCGCAGUCUGACAACAGCCUUCUUCAGAGAUGCCAUGGGCUUCCUGCUUAUGUUUGACCUGACCAGUCACCAAAGCUUUCUGAAUGUCAGGAACUGGAUGAGUCAACUCCAGGCCAACGCCUAUUGCGACAAUCCAGACGUGGUCCUGGUGGGCACCAAAGGCGACCUUCGGAACAUCAGGGAUGUGCACACCAGGCAGGCGCGAGAUAUGGCUGACAAAUAUGGCAUCCCCUACUUUGAGACAAGUGCCUUGACAGGCUCGGGCGUGGAUAAAGCAGUGCAGACUCUACUGGACAUGGUGAUGAAGCGGAUGGAGCAGAGCACACCCGAAGCCGAGACCAACGGCGACGGCAGCCGGACGAUGGCAACUCAAGAGGUCGCCCUCUGGAGGAGGUGUGCCUGCUGACGUCAAUCAGAUUUUUUUAAUGGCUUUUUUAACAGCAUUGUUAACUCGUUCGCAGCCAUUGACGGUGAUAGCAGUCCAAAUUCAUUUGGACCUCCAUUUCCAUCAGUGGCAUUGAAACAUUCACAAUUGAAAAUCACUCAGAAGAAAAAAUAGUUUUAUUGGACAUAUGAGGUCAUUGAUGACUUAAAUAUACAGGCACAUUGCUAUCAUAGAAUAUAUUAAGACAUUGAAAUAUACAGAUGUUUUGGCCGAAGCGACGCUGCAAACAUUGAUGACUCUUUAUAUUUAUGACAUGUGGUCAUAAGCCUCUGUAAUCAUGUUAGUCAUGCAAACGCAGCAAAAAGUACAAGAAAUAAAACUCCUGUGUUAAAGUAUUUUGUAGGUGGCACUUUCAGUAUGAACAAACUGAUAGCAAAUUGAUCAUUUCAAAUACAUUUUUUCGCUUCUGUUAUUUAGUUAUUGAUAGAAAGUCUUUUAGUUCGGACCAGGAGUGGCAAUAUUCAAUAAAUACAUACAUAAUUAAAUGUGUCUUUGAAUGUUAUUUCAC
This is a messenger RNA of Corythoichthys intestinalis (scribbled pipefish), 1468 nucleotides long. RefSeq names its product ras-related protein Rab-27B-like. The record is from RefSeq and is a predicted model, not a curated record. Gene Ontology annotation, cellular component: dendritic spine; trans-Golgi network transport vesicle; synaptic vesicle. Gene Ontology annotation, biological process: protein secretion; cilium assembly; Golgi vesicle fusion to target membrane. The coding region runs from base 106 to 921 and encodes 271 amino acids. Gene Ontology annotation, molecular function: GTP binding; GTPase activity. The transcript has 7 exons. Lineage: Eukaryota; Metazoa; Chordata; Actinopteri; Syngnathiformes; Syngnathidae.